AUCUGCUUGUGAGAGGUUUUGAAAGCUCAUCAUGUGGCUCAUGUGGAUCGAGAAAGCAAGCAAUGUUCCUGUGUAAUAAUCAACCACAAAUACAAUACCGUGAGCUGUUGGUUGGCGUCGAUGUUAUGUCCUCUUAAGUCUUAGAUAUUGCUAAGCUUUUUGACGAGCUUUGUUUGACAACCCUAAACCUGGAGCACUCGGACAGCAUGGCCGCAUUACGAGCAGCUAAACAGGCUUUGAGAAAAGAAAUAAAGAAACGGGUUGCUGCUUUGAGUGACCAAGAGAAGGCUCGGCAGUCCAAAGUUGUUUCUCAGAAGCUCUUCAGUCACCCAAAGUACACCAGUAGCCAGCGCAUCGCUGUGUUCCUGAGCAUGCACGAUGAGGUGCGCACGGAGGAGAUCCUCGGGGAUGCCUUCGGGAAGGGCAAAGUCUGCUUCAUCCCCAAGUACCUGACCGCCAACAACAGCAACCAUAUGGACAUGCUCAGGCUGGCCAGCCUGGAGGACAUCAACACACUGCCUCUCACCUCCUGGAACAUCAGGCAACCUGGGGAUGACGACAACCAGAGAGAAGAGGCCUUGGACUCGGGUGGCCUGGACCUCAUCCUGAUGCCCGGGCUCGGGUUCGACAAGAGCGGCAAUCGGCUGGGUCGAGGGAAGGGCUUCUACGACACGUACCUGGAGCGCUGCAUGGCGCACCCCAAGGGGAAGCCCUACACCAUCGCGCUGGCCUUCAAGGAGCAGCUGUGCCAAGAGGUCCCGGUGGACCAGCGCGACAUCCACAUAGAUGAGGUGCUGUAUGAAGACAAAUGAACUGGCUCCGUGCUCGCUCAGUGCAGCACCACGCGGAGGAAGCUGGAGGCUCCCUCCCUCCCCAACUCCCUCCCUCCCUACAGGUCGCUUAUGGGCGAGCUCGGCCCGCGUGCUGUGCUCUGCUCUGCCUCUGCUGUGCUAGAGAUCAUUUGGUGGGACCACUCAAGUGCCUUCUGAAGACAGAGUGCCUUAGCAAUGCAUGCGCGCACACACACACACACACAGAGUUAUACACAGACACACACACUCACUCACACACACACACACACAGUUACACACACACACACACACACACACACACACACACACACACACACACACACACACACACACACAGCCAGGUCUCUCAUUCCCUCUCUCUCUCAGGUGUUUUUCCCAUUUUCCUGAGUCAGUAGACCUGACUGGAUGUAAUGAAUUCUCUCCAUAUGAGCUCUUUUAUUCUACCCAGCUUGCAUAACCACAACUCCCAGUGCUCUACCUCCCUCCUUCCCUCCUCUCCUCCCAGUGGAAGUGCUUGCUUGCUUGCUUGCUUGCUUACCAAGUUUCUCACCUAUCCCUACAGGCCAAAUUAAGUCAGCUUUAAAGGACUGAGGCUUUCCUCCAUGCGGUCUCUUGGCCAAGUAAUGUAAUUGAAUUCGGGGCACGAGGGAGCUCAGUGAAAUUGCCAUGGCCUUUCCAUAACCUUUCUCUUUGAUCGUCUACAUUUUUUUGCUUUUAAAUGUUACCUGUGGAAUGGCCUUUAUUCUGGGACCUACCAUUUACAUUCAGCUAUUCACACAAAAAAACAUUUCUUAAUUUUCCUGAUGUUUGUUGCCCACCUUUGUACCAUCCAUUGUUUUGUAAGCAGUGUGUUGAUGGCACGUCCAAUAAACACUUGUGCAUAACA
Engraulis encrasicolus (European anchovy) is the source of this 1698-nucleotide messenger RNA. It is a transcript of the gene mthfs, whose product is annotated as 5,10-methenyltetrahydrofolate synthetase (5-formyltetrahydrofolate cyclo-ligase). Bases 207 to 812 code for a protein of 201 amino acids. Gene Ontology annotation, cellular component: mitochondrion. Gene Ontology annotation, biological process: folic acid-containing compound biosynthetic process; tetrahydrofolate interconversion. Gene Ontology annotation, molecular function: 5-formyltetrahydrofolate cyclo-ligase activity. Lineage: Eukaryota; Metazoa; Chordata; Actinopteri; Clupeiformes; Engraulidae. The transcript is spliced from 3 exons. The record is from RefSeq and is a predicted model, not a curated record.